CAUAACACUUACCCCAAUUCCUCUAUGUGGUCGGCCAGGGCUUUGAGCUAGUUGUGGGAUCCAAGGAGGCUUGUGUUCCCGCACUUCCAAAUACGAGAGCUCAACUCUAGCAUGGGGUGUCUGAGAAGGUUAGAGACCUUUGGAUAACCUAGUCACAGGGGGCAGGAGGAGUGAGCAGUGGUUCACAGUUUUAGAGACCCAACUAGGGUUCUGCAGGUCUCAGUUGAGUCCUGGCUCCUCCCAUUUGCUAGAUGGCCUUGGGCUAGUCAUUUUGGAUUCCAUAGUUGCUAACAGGCCCAACUUGAAUGUCUGAAAUCUUCUGACCGUGGAUGACCCUGGGUGUCUCCUCCUUCCUAUGUAGCACAGAAUAAAACAGGGCUUUGAAGUUGGGGACACUUUUGUUAGGACUCCCGAGCUGCCACUUCCAAGCUCCAGGACUUUGCCAGAUUUCUUCAUCUGUAAGCCGGGGACAAUAUACCCACCUCAAGGAGUUGCCGAGGGCACUGAAUAGAUCCUGAAUGUGGAAAGCACAGAAGCACCCCGAGUGUGGGCUGUCCCCAACUGCACGUGUAUUGGAGCAUGUAUGGGGGCUGCGCAUGCAAGAGUGUGGGCAGGUGUGUGACUGAGAAUGAGCACCCACCGGCGUCUGCAGCUCGAGUCUGUUUCCAUGAGACAUUGGGCCUCUGCUUUCUUUUCAAGGUCCGUUAGGUGAAAUUCUGGUAUGUAAGCAUUUCUGCCCAUGGCUCCUCCAAAUCUUUCUGAAUCAUUUCUUUUUGCUGUGGUGGAGAGUGAACCCAGGACCCCAAGCAUGCCAGGUCUUCUGGCAGGGCUGAGGGAUACCAAAGCCCAGCAGACCACCUUGUACCCACUUGUGGGGCGUGUUUUUGUGCAUCCUUUGGAACAUGCCACCUUCCUGCGCCUGCCAGAACACAUCGCGGUGCCACCUACUGUCCGACUCACCUACCAGGCCCACCUCCAGGGACAUCCAGACCUGCCCCGGUGGCUGCGCUACACACAGCGCAGUCCCUAUAACCCUGGCUUCCUCUACGGUCACAGCCUACAAUCGUGACAGCUUUGACACCACUAGACAGCGGCUGAUGCUGCUGAUUGAGGACCCUGAAGGUCCCCGGCUGCCAUACCAAGCCGAGUUCCUGGUGCGCAGCCAUGAUGUGGAGGAAGUGCUGCCCUCCACACCUGCCAACCGCUUCCUCACCGCCUUGAGGGGACUCUGGGAGCCAGGGGAGCUCCAGUUGCUCAACAUCACUUCUGCCUUGGACCGUGGAGGUCGUGUCCCUCUUCCCAUUGAGGGCCGGAAGGAAGGGGUAUACAUCAAGGUGGGCUCUGCCACACCCUUCUCCACCUGCCUGAAGAUGGUGGCAUCACCCGACAGCUCUGCCCGUUGUGCCCAGGGACAGCCUCCAUUACUGUCCUGCUAUGACAACUUGGCGCCCCACUUCCGUGUUGACUGGUGCAAUGUAUCUCUGGUGGACAGGUCGGUGCCGGAGCCCCUGGAUGAGGUGCCUACUCCAGGUGACGGGAUCCUGGAGCAUGACCCAUUUUUCUGUCCACCCACUGAGGCCACAGGCCGAGACUUCCUGGCAGAUGCCUUGGUCACCCUCUUGGUGCCUCUGCUGGUGGCUCUACUGCUCACCCUGCUGCUGGCUUAUGUCAUGUGCUGCCGGCGUGAAGGACGGCUGAAGAGAGACAUGGCCACCUCUGACAUCCAGAUGGUUCACCAUUGUACCAUCCACGGGAAUACGGAAGAGCUUCGGCAGAUGGCAGCCAGCCGUGAGGUGCCCCGGCCUCUUUCCACCUUACCCAUGUUCAACGUACGCACGGGAGAGCGGUUGCCUCCUCGAGUGGACAGCGCACAGGUGCCCCUCAUCCUGGACCAGCACUGAGAGCCUGCCAGUUCCCUUUUAGUUCCGGUUUCAGCUGCACUGCUCAGAGCCGCUGACCUGUGACUACAUCCACCGCUGAUUCCAGCUCCUAGCCGACUUGGACCUCCUGCUCCAGACAGGCAGAUGGAUGGGGUAGUGGGGGGAGGGUGCUUGGGGUCAGCACCCAAGAAUAAAUACCUGCUGCUCUGUUCA
This is a messenger RNA of Peromyscus californicus insignis, 2093 nucleotides long. RefSeq names its product sarcoglycan alpha (gene Sgca). Bases 903 to 1901 code for a protein of 332 amino acids. Lineage: Eukaryota; Metazoa; Chordata; Mammalia; Rodentia; Cricetidae. Gene Ontology annotation, cellular component: sarcoglycan complex; membrane. The transcript has 10 exons. Gene Ontology annotation, molecular function: calcium ion binding. The record is from RefSeq and is a predicted model, not a curated record.